Messenger RNA from Myzus persicae (green peach aphid), 2464 nucleotides. Its product is annotated as cGMP-dependent protein kinase, isozyme 1-like. Gene Ontology annotation, molecular function: ATP binding; cGMP-dependent protein kinase activity. The record is from RefSeq and is a predicted model, not a curated record. NCBI's taxonomy places the organism in Eukaryota, Metazoa, Arthropoda, Insecta, Hemiptera, Aphididae. Gene Ontology annotation, biological process: protein phosphorylation. The coding region runs from base 1 to 2196 and encodes 731 amino acids. The transcript is spliced from 14 exons.
AUGUGCCACGCGCUGCUGUUGUUCAUGGGCAACGCGAUUUCCGGUGGUGGCGGCGGCGGCGGCGGCGGCGUCGGAGGCGGCCGAAAAGCGACCGAGUCGACCCGCAGUGACGUAUCCGACCUGAAGAUGACCACCACCUCCACCGCCGGCGCCGCCACCGCCGCCGCCGUGAGCGAACUGACCCGAGACGUGGAGCGCCUCAAAGCGGCCAUGGACGAAAAGGACAGGACCGUCGAACAGCUGGCCAGGGCCGUCGAAGACAUACGCAACAUGCUCGAGAACGCGGCAUCAAAUCAAUUUAUAUUGCCAUCGCCGCAAGCGCCGCCGCACCGGCUGGACAAAAAGAAAGGGGUGUCGGGAGAAUGUUCGACUUCGACGGAAGCCCCGAUGCCGAUUCUCAAACAGUCCAAACCCAUCAAGACCAAGCAUCUGAUCAAACAGGCGCUGUGCAAGAAUCAGUUUCUGAAAAACCUCAACACCAAUCAGAUUUCCGAGAUUGUGGACGUCAUGUACACGAAAGACUUCGAAGCUGGGUCAUACGUCAUCAGGAAAGGCGAUCCCGGGUGUUGUUUGUACGUGGCCGACGAAGGAAAGCUCGACGUCAUUCAGAGCGGACGGGUGGUCGAUUCCAUCGGACCUGGCGAAGUGUUCGGCGAGAUGGCCAUACUCUAUAACUGUCCGCGUACCGCGUCGGUGAGAGCCGUCCAAGAUGUCAAGGUGUGGACUUUGGAAAGAGUGGCAUACCAACAAAUCAUGAAGACUUCUGCUAUGAGGCGGUUUGACGAACGAGUGGGGUUUUUGAAAAGCGUACCGUUAAUGAAGGAUCUUAAUGAAGAGUUUUUAUCGAAAAUUGCUGACGUCUUGAAAGAGGAAUUUUAUCCGGAAGGGCACUACAUCAUAAAACAGGACACUCUGGGUGAUAAGUUCUACAUACUGAGCGAAGGGCGAGUGAAAGUCACGAAGACCAAUAAAGGUGAAGACGAAGAAGAAGAAUUCGGAAUAUUGGAACAAGGAGAGUUUUUCGGGGAAGUGGCGCUGUUAAAAAAAGACAAGAGAACUGCUAACGUUGUAGCCAUGCAUCCGGGAGCUGAAUGUCUCACGCUGGACAGAGAGCCUUUUGUGCAUUUCAUCGGCAAUCUGGAGGAACUAAAAAACAAAAAGUACACAGAACUUCCGCGAAAGCCCUCAGUCCAGUCACCGGUAGAAAUCAAGACGAAAACAUUUUACCCGGAGCUGUUCCGCGUGGAGCUGACCGAUUUCGAGACGGUCGCCACCAUCGGCGUCGGCGGCUUCGGUAGGGUCGAUUUAGUGUGUCUGAAACUAGACAAAAACCGAUCUUACGCGAUGAAGAAACUGAAAAAACAACAUAUCGUGGACAUGCAGCAACAGGAGCACGUGUACAACGAGAAAACCAUUUUGGAGUCAUGUACGAGCCCGUUUAUCGGCAAACUUUACCAGACGUACAAGGACAACAGAUACGUAUACAUGCUGAUGGAGGCUUGUCUGGGCGGCGAAGUGUGGACGCUCCUCCGGGACCGGAGGUGUUUCGACGACAACGCCGCGUGUUUCGUGAUCGCGUGCGUUGUAGAGGCACUGGACUAUUUGCACGGAGCCGACGUCGUCUACAGAGACCUGAAGCCGGAAAACCUGUUGCUCGACCAGCAGGGUUUUGUGAAACUGGUGGAUUUCGGCUUUGCAAAAAGGCUACAACCGCGAGGCAAGAAGACAUGGACGUUCUGUGGUACGCCCGAGUACGUGGCCCCGGAAGUUGUACUGAACAAAGGCCACGACCGGGCAGUAGACUUUUGGGCUCUGGGAAUACUAGUGUACGAGCUCCUGGCCGGAAUACCUCCGUUUAGCGGGAAAGAUCCAAUGGACAUCUACAACGCGAUAUUGAAAGGCAUCGGCGCUGUCAACUUCCCGAGACAAAUGAACAAAAUGACUCAAGGUCUCGUGAAACAGCUGUGUAGAGGCGAUCCAACGGAAAGGAUAGGCUAUCAAAAGGGUGGCAUACAAGACAUCAGACGACAUGAAUGGUUCAAAGGUUUCGACUGGACCGGUUUGAGGAACAAGAGCAUAAUUCCACCCAUCGUACCCCACAUCAACAAUCCGCUGGAUUCAUCGAAUUUCGAUAUUUAUCCCGAGGACGGGGACGUGCCACCAGACGAAUCGUCGGGCUGGGACGCGGAAUUUUGAAGCGGUCGGCCACAGUUUGAUCCUCCGCCAAAUCUAUCACUGACCGCUGCAGGACUGUACAUAAUAUUAUCAUUGUUAAUACUACUACUAUUAUAAUAAUAAUUAUUGAAAUUGAAAAUGUGACACUAAGUAUUCAUAGACUAGGGUCUAGAUUUUGUUGUGGAAACCAACACUUUUCACAUUUUCCUAGGAUGAAAAGAAACAAUAUAUAUUAUUUCGUAUGUAACGCUCACACACAAUGUAAAACAUAAUAUCAUUUUAACUUCAC